AACCGUUGGGGCUCCGCUGGAGGCACAGAGGCUGCGGGAGAAUCUGGUGGGUGGACAUCCAGACGUGCCUCGGAUACAGAAACUGAAAGCCAUUUGUGGUUUUUGCAAGACAUUUUUUUUUCUUGGUGGGAAAAAGAGCUGAAUAACUUGCAGGGAUCCGUCCCAGAAAUGGUCCCGUGAAGGAAAAGGCAUCUGGAGACCCACCAAAGCCCUUGGAUCCAUCUGGAGUUGCUCUGCAGGACAGAGAAAGGAUGGGGACACAUCCUUUUGCCAAGGAGGGAAGCGGAAAAGGCCCUUCAGCUGCUCAGCCUGGGAAGGGGGGAAAGCUCUGGACAAGGACUGGGCAGAAGAUCCUGGAGGAGGAAACCAUCCUCCCUUCCGAAGUUCAGCCUGGGAACUUCAUUCAAUACCGGGAGAUUGAGGGUCCCCGAAGACUUUGCAGCCGACUCCACACCUUUUGCAGGUGGUGGCUGAGACCAGAAAAGCACACCAAAGCCCAGAUGCUGGACAUAGUGGUUCUGGAGCAGCUCCUGGGUCUCCUGCCUCCGGAGAUGGAGAGCUGGAUUCGGGAGUGUGGAGCAGAGACCAGCUCCCAGGCGGUGGCCCUGGCAGAAGGCUUCCUCCUGAGCCAGGCAGAGGAGCAGAAGGAGCAGGUCCAGUUGCAAUGCUGCACUGUGGAGAUCAGAGAUCCUGAGGGAGAGAAUCCCUCUCAGGAGCUAUUUUUCAGGAGGAUCCCUUGGGAAGAUCAAAGUCAGGACAGCUCAGGAGAGAAACAAAGAAUGAAGCUUUCUGGUUUUUAUGAUGGACAUCAAACAGCGGCUGAACCUCCAAGCCAACCAAUGGCUCAGACUACCAGAUCAAUCAAUGAUAGACAGAGCGAUGGAUCAAUUGAUCCAGAGGGGAGUCUUAUGACCUUCGAGGACGUGGCUGUGUCUUUCUCUGAGGAGGAAUGGUCUCAGCUGGAUCCUGAUGAAAAAAUACUCCAUUCUGAAGUCAUGCUUGAAAACCAUAGGAACGUGGUCUCUCUGGGUAAUAAUGGGCAGGAGAAACAAGAUUCUUGUGAACUGUUCCAAGUGAUCAGUGCUAAAGAUGGAACUGAGAAGUUUGGAAUUCAAAUGGAAAUUGAAAGCCAUGACAGAAACCAGUCGAAGAAUUGGAAUCAGGAAAGCUCAUGUUUCACUGAUACUCCGAUGCAAGACUUUCUUGCCCAACAAGAGAAAAUAAGGAAAAAAUAUAUUGGAAAAAAUGUGAAUCUAAUCAAAGCUAAAGUACAAGUAAAUGAACACUAUUUAACCCAAAACAAAGGAGAAGAUGCUAUAAGAAGACACAACGGACAAAAUUACAAUGGAACAAUCAUUCUUUUUCUUGAAAAAACCAUCCUUACAUCUCAAAAAGUGAUUGACACAAAAGAGAAGUCUUAUAAAUGUUUGGAAUGUGGAAAAUGUUUUAGAAGAAGUGCGCAAGUUACUAUCCAUAAAAGGAUCCACACAGGGGAGAAACCAUUUAAAUGCAUGGAAUGUGGAAGGAGUUUUUCUCAAAGAGGUAAUCUUACCGCCCAUAAGAUGAUCCACAAAGGGGAGAAACCAUUUAAAUGCAUGGAAUGUGGAAAGAGUUUUGCUCAAAGAGGUAAUCUUACCACCCAUAAGAUGAUCCACACAGGGGAGAAACCAUAUAAAUGCAUGGAAUGUGGAAAGAGUUUUGCUCAGAAUAGUGGUCUUAUUUCUCAUAAAAGGAUCCACCCUCGGGAGAAACUAUAUAGCAAUAGCAAUUCCACUUAGACUUACAUACCACUCCAGAAUGUUUCAUCAUACUCUGAGAGCAGUCUACAUAUUGUCAGCAUAUUGUCCUCAACAAUCUGGGUCCUCAUUUUGGUGAUCUCAGAAGAAUGAAAGACUGAAUCAACCAUGAGCUGGUCAGGAUCGAACUCCUAGCUGUGGGCAAUUAGCUUGUAGUACUGCGUUCUAAUCACUGACGCACCGUGUCUCUAUAGAUUUGUGUGUUUAUGCAUAUUGUGCCUUUCUGAUCCAAAUGAAAGAAGGUUGAAUCCAACAAAAUGAAACUUAAUGUGGAGAAAAGUAAGAUUUUACACCUGGGCAGGAAAAACAGAU
Molecule: messenger RNA, 2108 nt
Organism: Thamnophis sirtalis
Lineage: Eukaryota; Metazoa; Chordata; Lepidosauria; Squamata; Natricidae
Product: zinc finger protein with KRAB and SCAN domains 7-like
Biological process (GO): regulation of transcription by RNA polymerase II
Molecular function (GO): DNA-binding transcription factor activity, RNA polymerase II-specific; RNA polymerase II cis-regulatory region sequence-specific DNA binding
Source: RefSeq, a predicted model, not a curated record